Molecule: messenger RNA, 2640 nt
Organism: Phalacrocorax carbo (great cormorant)
Lineage: Eukaryota; Metazoa; Chordata; Aves; Suliformes; Phalacrocoracidae
Source: RefSeq, a predicted model, not a curated record
GCGGCCAGGCCCAUUCUCGAAGUGGGGUGGGUGGCUGCUGCAGAGCCGUAUGAACUGCACAGCGCUGCGCUCCGCCUGACUUCCCCCCCGCCCCCCGCCCUCGGUAGCGCCCGGAGCGCGGCGGCGGCGGGGAGCACCUGGAGCGAGCGGAAACGGAUCGGUGCAGCGUCAGGUGGGAGCUGCUGGCGGCUCUCGCCGGCGUCCACCGCCCGCUCCAACGGCCACCCCAACGGCUGCCGCCAUGAGGCACCUGCCAUACUUCUGCCGCGGGGAGGUGGUGAAGGGCUUCGGCAGGGGCUCCAAGGAGCUGGGCAUCCCCACCGCUAACUUUUCUGAGCAAGUAGUUGAAAGCUUUCCAUCUGAUAUCUCGACUGGUAUAUACUAUGGAUGGGCCUGUGUUGGAAAUGGAGAUGUGCAUAAAAUGGUUUUGAGCAUAGGAUGGAAUCCUUUCUAUAAGAAUAUUAAGAAAUCAGUGGAAACGCACAUUAUCCACACCUUCAAAGAAGACUUUUAUGGAGAAAUUCUUAGUGUAGUCAUAACUGGAUAUAUUAGACCGGAAAAAAACUUUGAUUCCUUAGAGGCGCUCAUCUCAGCAAUUCAGGAAGACAUUGAAGAAGCAAAAAGACAGCUAGAUUUGCCAGAACAUCUUAAACUCAAAGAAGAUAACUUCUUUCAUCUGCCAGAAGGCAAAACAAUGAAUAACCACUGAGCAAACCCAUGCUGCUUUUUUUUUUUUUUUCCAAUUUCCUUUCUUUGUUUUUUUUUUUUUUCCUCCCCGGUCAUGGAUCUUUUAUAUUUGCACUGCUUUUAUAGGUAUUUUGUUUUCAUAUGUACAUCUAGGUAGCUGAGAUUGGAACCAACCAUAAAAGAUUAUUUCAGUCUCCUUGUGUUAAUUCAUCAUUAGCCAGUCGUGCAAAAGGAAUACAGAUAAAUUGUGUAUCCUAAAGUUACUAGUUGUUCAGAGAUCUGAGCACAUGUGGAACAUGACCAAAGUUCAUUGUGACUUCUUCUGACCCUAAGGUAUGGGUAGUUCACUUAGGUGAAGAAUGUCCUUUUUUAACAUACAGAAUGUUAUUCCAAGCUCUUUUCCCGGUUUUAUGUCAUUCUUGCAUAUGGAUUUUAGCUAGUAGCUUAGAAAAUUUUGCUAUCGACUGAAUCAAAUUUCCUGUGGUGCAGGAAGCCAGUGAUUAGAUAGCAAUAGCGAGAUUAAUUCUCUAUAAUUCUUACUCUAUAUAUGCUACACAGCUGUUGUGGUUGAAGCUGUUAUUUUAAUUGAAAUAAUUUAUUUUAACUUUAUUUGAAAUGGAGGAAAUAACUGUUGCGCAUUGAGUUACUGAAAUUUGAGGUAUACUUCUUCAUAGUUGACUGUGCAUAUGACAACACAUGACUUAUGUAGUUUACUUCUGAAGAAGUGUUUCACUGAAAUUCAGGAAAUACAUGACAGAAAGUUGAUAAACUUUAAAAGUUCUGGUGCAAGAGAUGCAGAAACAGUAUGACAAGGCUUCUGCUCAUUAGGCUUUAAGGCAAAAGAGUUAAUGAAAGGCAACCUUGCAUUUUAUGUGCUGCUGGCAUUUGAUUUAGGAAAAUGUGGAGAACAUUGAGGAGUUUCACUACACUGGCAAUAAAAUGUCAGACUUCAAGACUGACCUUAUUGUAAGGCACAGAAAAAUCUCAUCAAUUCUCUGCAUCAAGUGCAGGUAAGAGCCAAGGUUUUGGCUGACCGAGUAGAUCGAUACACAAAUGCAAGUCCUUGGGGAUUCAUGGAAAUCAACACUAUAGUGGGUAUUCGUUAUUUAUUACAAGUAAUUGCAUCUAUUCUUACUCCGAAAUGAAGGGAUAGGUAAAUGGAGGGGUAUUGUCCAAAUUCAUAGUAAUAUGGAAAGUAUGUAAUGUGUACUUCCAAAUCUACCCUUUUCCUUUUUCCUCUGAUAAAUUCUUCUACCCCCUACUCAGUGAGCGGAAGUAGGUAAUCUGAGUGACUUCAUGUUCGUAAUCUUUUGAAUAUCAGCUUGCGAUGUGGCUGGAACAUUUUCUGAAAUUGGAAAUGGUCCUGUGGAUGUGUCUUAACUGUAGUUCUGUGUCUGAACUACCACGUACAAUUUGGAAUGCACGAUUUCUAUAGUGCAAUGUUAUUAAUUUACUACUUGUCCUAUCUUCUUUGAAUCCUACGUUUUACGCUAGAGUUUAAGGGAGUUUUAACAAGGAGGCAGUUUGGGUCUUUGUGGCAGGUACUGUCUGGAUGUUCCAAUUUACAUUGUUUUAACUUUCAGGCAGUCUCAUGGGAUAUUAUUAGGGAAGAUGUCUUGAGCAAAUCAAGGACUCAUGUUUGCGCUAUAGGACUUCAGGAGAAACUUGAUUUCAUUUAGGUGAAUUCUUCACCAGUGCUGUUGAUAGCAGAGACAGAUGGAAUACAGAAUUGGGGAGGGCAGUUAUCACAAAGUAAUUUAGUGGACUUAUACAACAUAAAGUGUUGGAAACUAUUUUUAAAAAGUCUAUAAAAGAACUGUGUUUCAGUAGUGACGGUUGGAUUUUUUUACAUUUUAAAAUGGAGGGAUGCAGGGAGAAAUGUGGGGGUUUUUUUGCAAAGACUUGAGGCAUUCUUGAGAGUGUAAUAAUGUCAAAAUCUUAUUUUACUUCUUU